CAUUGUUGUAGUUUUCUUGUGCAGUCUUUGUUUUUGCUCAUUCCCAAGCUAAUAAUAAGGCUUUUUUCCUUCCAUUAUUCAAGAAAACACACAAAACCAAAGAAGGAAGAAUUCCAAGAAGCUAAUAAGGUGAAAAUGAUAAUGAUUAUACAUGGUGUCAUACCCAUCCAAGCACUCAAAAACCCUUCAAUUUCUUUCCUUGUUCUCUUCUUCCUUCAUCUUCUUGUUUCUCCCACCAUGAUGUCAUCCUCCAAUGAUGCUCUAUCAUCCAUGAGAGCCUUCAUCCACAGCAGCGGCAGCAGCACCGCCCCGCAAGAUCCGAUAAACCCGAACCCGAACAAGAGGAAGCGGAACCUGCCCGGGAACCCAGAUCCGGACGCGGAGGUGAUAGCCCUGUCCCCCAAGUCGCUGAUGGCGACGAACCGGUUCGUCUGCGAAAUCUGCAACAAGGGGUUCCAGAGGGACCAGAACCUUCAGCUCCACAGGAGAGGGCACAAUCUCCCGUGGAAGCUGAAGCAGAGGAACAGCAAGGAGGUUGUGAAGAAGAAGGUGUACAUCUGCCCGGAGAAGAGCUGCGUCCACCACGACCCGUCCCGCGCCCUCGGCGACCUCACCGGGAUCAAGAAACACUUCAGCCGCAAGCACGGCGAGAAGAAAUGGAAGUGCGAGAAAUGCUCCAAGAAGUAUGCCGUCCAGUCCGAUUGGAAAGCUCAUAGUAAGAUUUGUGGGACUAGAGAGUAUAAAUGUGACUGUGGAACUCUCUUCUCCAGAAAAGACAGCUUUAUAACGCACAGAGCAUUUUGCGAUGCGUUGGCGGAAGAGAGUGCGAGAUUCACUUCGGUUCCGAAUCUCAACUUCCGGAACGACUUGCUCGGGAAUACGGCGCCGCCGCCGCCGCACCAGUUCGGAUCUCAUGUUUUCCGGCAUCAAAACGACCUCAUGGUGGGAGUGGACGCCGCCGGGAGUCAGCAUCACCAGCUUGGCCUCGACGGGCAGAAGCCGAGGCUGCCCCUUUGGUUGGACCCCACGGCGAAUUCUCAUCAUCACCAUGGCCAUCACCAUCUUGGGAAUGUGGCGACGGAGUUCUUGGGAUCUUCUAGCGGCGGCGGAGGUGGUGGUGGGUUCGCCCACGAGCUCCUUCACAUGGCGGCGCCGGGGGCGAACAUGCUGGGGUUGUCCCCGCCGAGCCACUGGUUCCACGGCGGGAGCGGUAGCACGUCUUCCUCUUCCCUGCCUCCGGUCUUGAAAGAGGAAGACGAGAGCAAGAUAAGUUCAAUGUUCUACAACCACCUCCACGAAGCGGCGGCGGGGCCACCCCCGCCCCCAGCUCACAUGUCUGCCACCGCACUCCUCCAAAAAGCAGCCCAAAUGGGAUCGACCCGCAACAGCAACCACAACAACAACAACAACAACUCCCAGUUGUUCGGUAGCAACGAGUUCGGGUUCGUGGGGUCCACCAUUUCCGUCCUAGACAAUUUCAAUUCAAGAAAUGAAGUCCAUCAUCAUCAUCCUCAACAUAAUCACCACAAUCUCGGGAAACAUCACCAACAACAACAUGACCACCACCACCACCACCAGAGCCACCACAUGAACGCGUCGUCAAUGACCGUUCCCAUCGACGACAACCGCGGGAACGAUCACCAUGGUUUGCUAUUGGGGGACAUAAGCUCUUCACCAAUUCCCAUGGUGGCCAAUGUGGAAAACUCUUCCUCCCCACAUGACCCUUUGCAAGGUGGUAACAAGGGCAAACACCUCAACAACCACACAAUGCCUAGUGGGAGUAAUAGUGAAGUAGCUGUUGAAGGGAGUUUGACUAGGGAUUUUCUUGGUGUUGGGGGCCAUGAGAGUAGACCCUUUUUCCAAACCCAUGACCUACCCAAGUUUUCCUCCCCUCCCACAAUGCCCUUAAGUGAUUACUCUCCCCACACCUAGCUAACAACAACACACAAUUCCUACCUAUUUGGCUACACCCACUCCUCGUUUACUUCUCCAGAUCGAAACCAUCAAAGUGUCGGUCCAAACAACACGGGGAGACCGAUCGAGAACACUGCGGUCGAUCGUGUUGCCAAUGCCAUGCAAUUGAGUCCUAUUUCAUUGAAGAAAAGUUUGGUGGAAACACAAUGGGGAUGGAAUUUGAAUGAACUUUGAAGGGGAGGACUGGGGAGUCAAUUGAACAUAGCUUUCAAGAUCUUGUGAUGAAAUGUCAGAGGGAAGCAGCAGGUGGGUGUGUGGGGUGGGGGUGGGGGGGGCCCACUGGAUGUUAGAAAAGACUGGACAAAAAGCGACAUUGCAAUCACAAGGCAGGCAGGCUUUCCAAGCUCCAUCGUAUUACUUACCGCAUGUAGAAAUUAAACUUUUUUUUUUCCUUUUUUCUUCCCAUGAUACUUUUUUUUUAAAAAAAAAAAUCUUUGUGUUUUGUUUUUUGUUUUUGUUGGACCACUGUGAGCCUGUGACUACAUAGGGCCAAUGCUACAGUUUGAAGGGCAGCUUGAAAUUGUUAUAAUUUUUUUUAAAAAAAUAAUGUGGUUUUU
This is a messenger RNA of Cuscuta campestris, 2531 nucleotides long. NCBI's taxonomy places the organism in Eukaryota, Viridiplantae, Streptophyta, Magnoliopsida, Solanales, Convolvulaceae. The record is from the annotation of a GenBank genome assembly.